AUAUAUAUAUAUAUAUAUAUAAGCCAAAGGACGAGAGCAAAUAAAUAUUGAAGCGCAAACGUGAGAGUUAAAGAUGGAGAGACCAAUUUUCACAAACUUUAUGAUGGUGCAAUUUGUUGUGGCAAUGCGUUUGUUUAGCAUCUUUAUACAAAGUGGUUGCGCAAUUGAAUCACCACAUUACACAGUGGUGUACUCAGAGUCAGAUUUCGAGGUCAGACUCUACAGAGAAUGCUCGUGGAUGUCAGCUCUCGUCCGAGGGACAACUUCAUUCGAAAACUCCACCAAAGAUGGCUUUCACAGAUUGUACCAAUACUUUCAUGGGGCUAAUCUUAACUCCGCUAGAGUUACAUUGACUGCUCCCGUCUUAACAAAAAUCAUUUCUAAUUCAUCAUCAUCAUCAACACAAGGGUCAGAAUAUCACAUAAAGCUUUAUCUGGGCACAAAAUAUGAAAGAGCGCCUCCACCACAGCCCUUGCCUGAACUGAAUCUCCAGCUUGACAAACGGCGAAGUCACUGCGUAGCUGUCCGAAGUUUUUCUGGAUUUGCUGAGGAUGACAACGUUGGAAAAGAAGUUGAAGGUUUCUGGAACAGCCUAAAUAAGCACGUGAACAAGAGUUGGGAGACACCACUUGUAGUGGAUAAGAGUUCUUUUGGUAUUGCUCAGUACAAUUCUUCGCAUCACCUUACUGGGCGCUUGAAUGAAGUGUGGGUCAAUGUUUUAUCAGGUUUUGCAGCAGAAUGGUGUCUGCCCUAGCUAUCAAGCGGGAGAUUAUUACUUAAUUUUAUGCUAUUGUGUGAUGUUGUACUAUGGUAAAAUAAAAUAAGGUCUUUUCGUGAUUUCAUUGAUGAUAUUGGAGU
Messenger RNA from Morus notabilis, 858 nucleotides. RefSeq lists its product as uncharacterized. The record is from RefSeq and is a predicted model, not a curated record. Lineage: Eukaryota; Viridiplantae; Streptophyta; Magnoliopsida; Rosales; Moraceae. The transcript has 2 exons. Bases 74 to 754 code for a protein of 226 amino acids.